UUAUCGAGCGCUUGCCAAGAGUUGCGGAUGUGUUGUAGUAGCGCUAGGAAAUACCAAGCCGGUGCUUUACCUAGCCGGGCCGCGGGGCAGACAGACGCGGGUCAUGGCUGGAACACCGGGGUUGGCCCCAUCCCGCUACCGCUACCCUCUCCCCCUGCCCGCAAGCCGACAAUGCGAGUCGAUGAUGCUGUUACGGUAUUUCUAUUUUUGGUCCCAAAACGAAGUAAGACAUAGAUGGAAGAUGUCACCGCACACCGGCCCGUGGUGGUGGUGGUGGCCCACUGUUGGGUCGGCCGACUGUCUUAAAUCAUCUGCCAAAAUGCCAAGGGGCUCGAAGAAACCGAAGUCGACAUCGUUGCGUCGUCGCCGUCCGGUGCCUUAGACUCGACGGUUUUGCGGACAGUUCAUUUACAUGGCGACACGAGUUGAGCCUGCGAGUCUGGCCAGAUUUUGGGCUAAAGUUGCAGGGGUUUUCGACCGAUCCAGCCGACACGAUCUCACACACACACACACGCGCGCUCACACAUUCUCAGGCAUUCUGCAAAUGGGUUCGAUUGCAUCACCGACCGACCUGAGCACCUGAGCUGUGUGUAUUUAUGUACAAGGGGGCCGUCCUGUCUUGCGCCCGCGUCCACUUCUUGUCACUCCUGACGGAUGAUUCACACGCGCGCACAGCGGGCUGCGUGAGCGCUACCACGGCACGCACCGCACCGCAGUAAGAGCACCAUUGUCAGCUGUUCGGUUCGGGACGUCAUGCCCGUUCACCGCUUCGCGCAGCUCGCACGCCAAACACUCCGGCUUCCCGCAUUUAGCGCUCGGGGAUCUAGAGCGUGCCCCGCGCGGCCGCGCACGUCAAAGCGGGGGAAUGCUAUUUUGAGGAAUUUAGCCGAAAAAUGCGCACACUCCAAGAGAGCGAGAGAUACACACACACACACCGAGGGGUUGUGUGAGCGCAUCUCUCGCGCGGCUAUCUCUUCAUGUCUGCCGCGAUUUUUUGGCCCGUUUUCGUAUGGUUUUCUUCCCUUUUUUGCUGCUGCUGCUGCUGCUACAACGGAUACAGUACACGGGACACCCAUCGGGACAGGUGGAUUGACCGCGGCGCGGGAUGAACCGGGGGCGGCAAACACUCUCCCGGUUGAACUAGCCACACUACCAGAACCAACAGCAAAAAAAACGCACACACAGGGAAAAUACGGCCGAUACGGUACUGCUGGUCUUUGGCGGCUCAGUUUAAAAGUGUCCGCCGCCAGCAACGGUACACCAGGGCCAGUCCCUGGCGUGUGUAUGUGUGUAUGUGUGUGUGAGUGCGUGUGUGCGUUUGUCCCGUACCGUUUGCCGUGUCCUGUGCCGCUCCGGUCGCAAUCAAAGUGAAAGAAACACUGAAUAAUUAUUACGACACUAUCUGGUCCAACACCUCGAACACACUGUGACGUGUGGUGGUAGCUUAUCGCCUGAUCAGUUGGGCACCAGCAGAACUACCUGCAAGGUGCGCGUGCGGGUCCUUUCCGUUGACCGCAAGUAACCUUGCCCAUUUGUCCAAGCAGCUCGCCGCCCGUUCGACUGGUCUGGCUCUGUGCGCGCGUGCUGCUGUGUGUCUUUCUGCGUGCGCGCGUGUGCGUGUGUGUGGUUGGUUGUAGGUGUCUAUAAAAAUAAAAGCAGAAUGAGCAGACGCGUUCGGGCAGCGCGAUAAGCGGGCAGGAGAGAGUGCACCAGCGGGGUGUGAGAAGGUAAUGCCGAAUUGAUGGAGGCGGUUGAUCCUCUCCGCCUGGCUGAACUGAAGCGUAAAUAAAUUCUGCUGCUCGGGAGAAAGACUGCGUGUGCUACUGCCCACCACUACUAUCAACCGUGCCCGUCCGUCACAAAGUGUGUGGCUGUGUGUGGACGGCGUGGAGCGCCUGACGUUUCGCACAUACGAUUCCUGCUCGCACUUUGCCUUACGGUCGCUGCCGUUGUGUGUUGACUGCACAAGGGGAACCCAAAACCCAAGCUACCCGCCUGUGUGCGCGUCAAAUGUGCUUCCCCGUGUGCGUGUGCGCUGCUCGUAGUAUCGGCUCGACUGUCAAUCUUCAAUCAAGUGUGCGGUCCCGCGGGGGAAUGUGCCACUGACGCUGAGCCUUUCCCCUCACUGCUGUGGCCGUUUUGUCAAGUGCGCCGUAACGAUGCCACUGUACUCGGAGCUGUACCACAACUUCGUCGGCAACACGCCGAUCAUCCCGUCGCCGAUGGUGUCGGUCGGUUCGUCCACCUACAGCCCGCCGACGUACGUCGGUGUGUCGCGGGCAUUCCCGAAUCCGCUGUCGGUGGCCGGGUCCCGCACCGCCCCCUCCUUUGCCCGCGGCUACGUCCCGAAGCUGACACCGAUCACGGAGACGCCGCUGACCAGCACCCGCAUCGCGGCGCUGGGGCGCGUCAGCUCGCCCAAGUUCCUGGCGGGGGCGGGCCAUCACCACUCCCACCACACCCACGGGCAUACGGGCUCGCCCACCUACCAGAAGCCGCGACGCAUCAUCAACACGGCCGACAUAGACGUGUCCGCGUCGAAGUAUGCGGGCAGUGCGCGCAGUCCCGCCCUGCACACCACCACCACUAUUGCCGCCUCCGUCAGCCACCGGGCGAGCUCGUCACCGACCAGCUACACCGGCCGGGCCGGCAGUCCACCCGACCACCCACUGAUUGGCACCAGCGGUGGCGUUAUCAACACCACCACCACGAUCAACCUGGCGGAGAUGGAGCGGCCCACACUGUCCGCGCGGGACCAGGAGCUGAGCGAGCGGAGCGAGCAGCGGCGCGCCCGCUCCACCAUCAACCGGAACCGCACGGUCGUGCGGCUGAACACGAUCCGGGCGCGCAGCAAGUCGCGAGGCAGCCGGGGCAGUACCGAGGGCCGGGACCGGCACGCCCUCCCCGACGCACCGACGACCGAGCCGACGUUCGACGAGGAGAUGCUGCUGCUGGAGCUGCCGGCGGUACGGCCCGGCGGCACCACCUCCUCCUGGCGGGACAACUUCCGGGACGAGCUGUCGCUGCGGCCGCGCACCCGCACCGAGCCGAGCAAGUCCCCCGGCGAGCUGCUGCUCGAGAAGCAUCUCAUCCGGGACGGCGAGCCGGGCACGGUCGAGCCCUACCCGCCGACCAUCCGGUCCCCGGUGAUGAAGCGGCGCGGCACGAUCCGGCGCAAGAGCGCGGUGAAGAUACCGAGCUUUCACGAGAUCUGCGCCGACAUCAGCUCGGACAAGCUGGACGACGAUCUGAAUGCGGGCGAACUGCGACGCCGCGCCUCCCAGCUAAUCGAGGACGAGCUGCUCCAGUUCCAGGAGGAGCUGAAGAAGGCGGCCGGCGGAGCGGCCACCCUAGCGCCCGACACGCUCGAGGAGCGGCUGAAGGAGGCGCUCGAGCAGCAGCUCGCCCAGGACUCGGGCGUGGAGGUGGCGGAAAAGCGCAAACUGAAGAAGAUCAAGCGCACCCGAACGAAGGUGCUGCCGGUGGCUUCGGUGGCAGGGGCGGAUGUGGAGGCCCCGCCAGAACCGAAGAGGGAGGAGGAGGAAGCGGUGGUGGUCGUGGAGAAUGCGGUAGCGCCGCGAAUCGUAGCCGAGCUGGAAUCAAUCGAGGAGUGCACCGUGUUCAAGCUGCCGAAGAAGAAGAAAAAGCAACCGGACGAGGGCGGUCCGGCCACCGGUCCCGGCGGGGCGCGGAAGGACGUGCCAGAGGUGCAGGUCGUCAUACGGGACCAGCCGGAACCGAACGGAGCGCAGGGCCCGUCGAAGCAGGCUUCGACGGCCGGCGCCAGUGAGGCAACUGUCGACGGGGCGGGCCCUGUUGAUGCGACGACACCGCGCAAAACGGCCAAAACCGGCAUCAAGACGUACGUGCGGAAGAAAACGGUUGAAGCACUGCCGGAACCGGUGCAGGUGGAGACGGUGAAGCUCGUGGCAGAGCCGGAAGGGAAAGUUAAGGUAGAGCCGACGUCGAACGGGCUGGCGAAAUCCAUCGAGAUGCCACCCCGUCAGAAGAUCCAGGCAAUGGACCGGUCCGUUGAUAUGGGUGAAAAGCCGGCAGCGAAGAAACAGUCAGACAUCCCGGCGAAACUGGGCGAUGACAAGAGCUCCGAGGAGGUGAAACGAUGUGUUGAAGGAUCUUCUGUCACCACUGUCGAUAGUAGCCAAGCAAAGCUACCGGAACGGAAGGUCCCAACUACUGAGGCCAUCAAGCUGGUGACCAGUGAGAAGCAAGAAGUGACGCCGAAACAAACAGCUCAAUCAAUAGAGGUUAAAAAGAUGCCAUCCAGUGAUCCUCCGAUUCCAAAGCAGCCUGAAUCACUCGCAAACCUUGCCAAGAAACCGACAAUGCCUUUGCAAACAGAUGGCAAGGUUCCACGCACAACUACCGAGGCAUUGAAGCUCGUGAACAAUGCGAAGCAAGAAGUGGCACCGAAACAGGCAGCUCAAUUACCAGAAGUUAAAAAGAUACCACCGAGUGAACCUCCGAGUCCAAAGCAACCCGAAUCUCCUGCAAGCUUGGCGAAGAAACCGGCGACGUUGGUGCAACCAGACAGCAAGACAUCAGCUACGGUGACUCCCACGAUUGCCCGGACCGACCAACAGCCAACCAAUGAAUUAAUCAGCAAGCUGAGUCAACCAACCAAACCCAAACUAGAGCAACUGCCGGCAGAGCCGGCAAACAAGUCGCCACUUACCAAACCGAAGAUCGACGAAACCCCAGCAAAACUCGCACCGGCCAAACUGGGCCUGGUGCGCAAGAAGCCGACCGACCUGAAGCGGUCCACCGACGAGGUAGACUUUUGGAGCACGAUCGGCACACGGGAGACGGUGUCGUUUGCACGCCGCAAGCAGCAGCUAGUAGCGCUUCGCUCGACCGAGGAAGAGGAAUCACCGCCGGCAUCGCCCAGCCAACCGUACCAAGGUAUGCCGGGAUCACCGAAGGUUGGGCUGGUUGGCAGAUCCAAGCUGCAGGAAGCCCAACUGGUUGGAAGUCCCAAGAGCCCGACGGAGGGUAAAAGUGUGUUCACGCUUCCCGACCCGAAAGCGGCUGAAGAGUCGGCAAUGUUGAAGGGGGGUCUUGCGGCUGGAUCGAAACCUCUGGAUGCAAAGCUGGUACCGAUACCGGAGCCGCUGGUUCCGAAGGCGCUCACUACGACACCACCUGAGACGCCCAAACUCAAGCCGAAGCUUAACUCUUCCCUCACCCUGGACGAGACAGCGCAGAAAGUGAAGUUGCCGGAAGAGAAAACAGUUCUGGAGUCAGUACCGACCAAGGCUAAACCUUGCACACUACCGGGAGCGUCUUCGUCGAAGGAGACAUCUGAACCGAUAGCUCCGAAAGCGGAAGUACCAACAGUUGCCGAAGCAUCUGCAACAAACGCAAAAGCAUUGGCUGUGCCAGAGCCAACAUCACCCAAAGUGAAAGUAUCAGCCACUCCAGAGCCUACAUCGCCGAAAGCAAACGUACCAACAGUUCCAGAAGCUACAUCAACAAAAGCGAAACAAUCUAUCGUGCCAGAGACAACUAACACAAAACCAAAAGUACCAACAGUUCCGGAGCCUUCCUCGCCGAAAGCAAAGCAGCCUACUGCUCCGGAGCCUUCCUCGCCGAAAGCAAAGCAGCCUGCUGCUCAGGAGCCUUCUUCAGUGAAAGCAAAAGUGCCCACUGUUCCGGAGCCUGUUUCACCGAACACCAAACAACCCAUCGUUUCGGAGCCUACAUCUCCAAAAGCAAAGCAAGCUACUAUUCCGGAGCCUUUCUUACCGAAAGCAAAGGUUCCUACUGCUCCGGAGCCUACUUCACCCAAAGCGAAAAUACCGACAGUUCCGGCACCGACUUCACCCAAGUCAAAGCAACCCGCCGUUCCGGAACCGACUUCACCCAAAUCAAAACAACCGUCCGACGCCGAGCCUUCAUCGCCGAAAACAAAGCAAUCAACGCUCCCAGACAAACCGUUGUCCAAGGUUAGCCUCGCCAAAGUGCCUGGCGGACAGGAUGCAAUCCCGAUCGCUCCACUCGACACCAAGAAGCUGUCCCCGAAGGAGCUGAUCAAAGCAAUCGCUCCCAACAUUGCAGCCGCAGCCGAAAAGAGGCUGGCCCAGGAGAAAACCAAACCCAAAGAGCCAAAGCCCGAGCCUAUCGGUCCCACCACCAGCCCGACUGGCACAACCGUGCCGGUAACUACCACGGCGACUGCUGGUCCGACCACCGAUGGGAAGCAGCCGGACGAACCGCCGACGAAGAAAGUGAUCGCCAAGAAGGUGGUGAAAGUGGUGAAAACGAAAGUAACGGCCGGUUCCAAGCCAAAGCCCGAACCGGAAGCGGAUGUACAGGCCGAGCGCGAGCAGGAACAGCGUCGACUGGCUCAGCAGCAGCAACAACAACAGCAGAAUCUCGAGCGCAUGAAGACGAAGCUCAACCAGAUCACGCUCAACAUGGGCGUCAAGGGGAUGGAGGUGGAGGUGAAGGAAUGCCAAAAAUGCCAAUCGGCGAUAGUGUACGAGGCACUUCCGGUGCCGGCAGCCAUCGUGACGACGCCGAAGAUGACGCCCGCGCCACCGAGCGCAACGUCGAAGCAGCCGAGCGCAAACGGGGCGAAGCUGACGAAGAAUAAAUUCGGCACGCUAGCCAACCUGAGCGACCUAUCAGCAGUGGACGGUCGCGAUCGACACACCACACAAGCAGUGCAAAGCAAACAGAAACCACAGACACCCACAGAGCAACAGCAGCAGCAGCAGAAAGUGUUCCUCUCGAGCAGUGACGAAGAGAACGGGGAAGCAGCGAAGCAGAGACCGGCCGCCGGUGUCAGUGUAGGAGCCCGCGUCGCGAACGACAGUGCCUCGGAGACCUCGUUCUCCGGCGUGGAAGACGACUGGUCAUCAGAGGAGGAGGACGACGAGGACGACGAGAUGGCGAACGAUAAGCCGGAGAAGAAGAAGCCGUUCGAUCCGACCAAGCGCGUCAAGCUGAACUUCGAGCAGAUGCGCAAGUGCUACUCGAAGGAGGAAAAGUCCCCGAUCGUGCUGGUCGCCCGGCCCCGCCCGCUCUGGAAGGUGAAGCGGCACGGCCACCGGCACAACCGGAAGGCGGACCUGACCAGCAGCAGCAGCAGUGGCAGCGGCAGCAGCAGCUGCAGCGAGGACGAAAGCACUAGCACCUCGACGACGACGAGCAGCGGCGCGACGACCAGCACGACCGGCCGCACCUCGUCCGAGGCGGUGUCGACGAUGGACGGUGCCACCUCGGACAUUGCCACCGACAGCAGCGUCAACUCGAGCACCGGCGGCAAGCAGGGCAAGGGGGCGAAGGGCGCCCAGGCGAAGGGCAAGGGGGCCAAGGGCAAACCGGACCCGUUCGGGGACAUCUACGACAACCCGAUGGUGAUACCGCUGCACGCGGAACCGCGCACCAGCAGCCGGAAGAGCGGCGGCUCGUUCGUGGCCCCGCUCCGGGACGAGAACAACAACACGCCGGCCGACCUGGACGAGGACGAGCGGGCCCGGUCGAUCGGGGCCGGCCACGAGGUGCGCAGCGCCAGCACGAGCAGCCACGAUUCCGGAUUCUACGGCGGUGGCACCGCACCGAUCAGCCCGAAGAAAGCGCUCGAGACGUCCUACACGUACGCCCAGUUCCAGAAGACGGGCAAGCUGACCGCACCCGCCACCGUGAUACCGCGCUUCCGGAAGUACAACGUGGACGACUUCCACUUCCUCACCGUGCUGGGCAAGGGCAGCUUCGGCAAGGUGUUUCUGGCCGAGCUGAAAAACUCCGACUACUACUACGCGAUCAAGUGCCUGAAGAAGGACGUCGUGCUGGAGGACGACGACGUCGACUGUACGCUGAUCGAGCGGAAGGUGCUCGCCCUCGGCACCAAGCACCCGUUCCUGUGCCAUCUCUUCUGCACCUUUCAGACGGACAGUCAUCUGUUCUUCGUGAUGGAGUACCUGAACGGUGGCGACCUGAUGUUCCACAUCCAGCAGAGCGGCCGGUUUCCGGAGGCGCGGGCCCGCUUCUACGCCGCCGAGAUCGUGUCCGGGCUGAAGUUUCUACACCGCAAGGGCAUCGUCUAUCGCGAUCUGAAGCUGGACAACGUGCUGCUCGACUACGACGGGCACGUGCGGAUAGCGGACUUUGGUAUGUGCAAGCUCGAGAUCUACCUAGACAAGCUGGCGGACAGUUUCUGCGGCACACCGGACUACAUGGCACCCGAAAUAAUCAAAGGGCAAAAGUACAAUCAAGCCGUCGACUGGUGGUCGUUCGGUGUGCUGGUGUACGAGAUGCUCGUCGGCCAGUCGCCGUUCAGUGGCUGCGACGAGGACGAGCUGUUCUGGUCGAUCUGCAACGAGAUACCGUGGUUCCCGCACUAUCUCUCCAAGGAGGCGUUGCGAUUGCUCCAGUCGCUGCUGGAAAAGGACGCCUCGAUACGGCUCGGUGUGCUCAACACGAUGGACGAGGAGAGCGACAUCAAGUAUCACCCAUUCUUCAAUAGUAUUAUCUGGGACAAACUGGAGAGACGCGCCGUCGAACCGCCAUUCAAGCCCCAAGUCCGACAUCCACUCGAUACGCAGUAUUUCGACAAGCAGUUCACGCGGGAGCGAGCGCGACUGACGCCCAUCGACCGGAACAUCCUUGCCUCGAUGGAUCAGGCCCAGUUCGAGGGCUUCACCUACACCAACCCAAACAACACGCUGACCAAGAUGCGCGAGAAGCAGAAGAAAAAGCAAAAGAAAAUGUACUUCUGCCCGCAGUGUGGCGAUAUCAAAGUGACGUACAACAUUUUUUAGCCCGUGCAGGCGGCGUUGUGGAGCCAUCUUUUUGUCCUUUUUUUUGUUUUUUAAACUCUAUUACUACCUGUGGCUCGGACCAUUUCGUGCCUUGUGUGUAGAGCGACAAUUGGUUGGUGGGGCGAGGGCGAUUGCGCGGCGAUGCGAUUUGAAUGAGAUAGCGUGUGCGUGCGCGUGCGAUACGUCAGCGUGUCGGUGGCAGAUGGUUGCACCUUGCCAGUGCGAAGCCAAAUUGGUCGCAUGUAGUAAGCGCCAGUAGCAGCAGCGGGCAGCAGCAGUAGCAGCAGUAACAACACCAGACGCCAACAGCAACAAGCAUGAGCAGCAGAAGCAGCAGCAGCAGCAGCAGCAGCAGCAGCAGCAAUAGCAAAGCGUAACAAACAAUGUCGCGAUCGUUACCAACAGUCUGAGCGUGCAGCAGCAGAAGCGAGCAAGAGAGUAGCGACCCAUAAGUAACGGUCCGAGCACGGUCGGUUGUGUGCACUGUGAGCAUUUCGGAGCUUUCGAGGAAGCAAACAGCGAUGGAGCUUGUUCCAUUUUUUUUUAAUUUGCAAUGAUGUUUUGUUUUGAUUGUUCUUUGUUUUGUUGUACCCAACUGAAAGCACAAGAGAAGAGGAUUCGGUGAAGCGAAGGAAGCUUGACUGCAACCCUUGCCAACGCUUUGGAUAGGGGUUGCUGACCCCUUAUCUGGGUGGUUUAACUUUUUAUUGUUUUUUUUUGUUCCUAUUUCCUUGGCAACGCAAGUAUAACCAUGAACCCUUACCUUGCACGGGGUGAAAGAGUUCUGCGCCGAUUUUUUUUUUUUUUUGGUCUUUCUUUCCAAUACUCCCCCCUUCCCUUACUCCUCCUACGCCACCUCUCCAUACCUUUGCUUUGCUCAUCUCACUCGCCCUUUGCCGGACUGUCUACCGAAACCGUGACGCCGAACAAAACAAAACGAAAUGGACAGACCAAAACAAAACAGCAAAAACAAACCCUCCGGACCGAAAGAGAAAAAAAAACCAAACGGGACGAACGAACAAACGCACCAAACGAAGGGCGAGCGGAAAAAGAAAACGACGCGACCGACAACGGCAACGAAACGAAAAUAGCGCCCUUCCUUUAGCGCCCAUUCUUUGGCCUCCUCCUAAUCCCUGAAAACGCACGUCAACGCAAACGCUCUACUGGAAAGGGUAGAGCGAAACCGCGGAAGCACACAGAGCACGGAGCAGGGGGGGGGGAGGAAAGGCUCCCUUCCAUCAUCCUUCACCUUUCCACCAAAACAGCCAACCAACAUAAAGCGACACCCUUUCCAAUGUGUCCCCUACCAGUCUUGGCACCUUCCCACUUUAUUUGGUUUGUUUUUGUCUGUUCUCUCCCUAUUCUCUCUCCCUUCUAUUUUUCGCUUUGUUUUGUUUUCCCCCAUUUUAUUGCCUUUUCCCUUCUUUCUUUUUUUUUUGGUUUUGUUUUGUUUGCUAACCCAUUUCUUCACCGCAACGAUUGGACGCAACAACGACCCGAAUUGGACGCUUCACCCCGUAUCUCAUUCAUCCCUUCCCGAACAUUUCACACCAGCUUGUUUUCCUCUUUCUUGCCUACUUUCUUUCGAUGGCGCUUCCAGCUUUCCAUAUUGGCACUGGUGUGGCACACCAUUCCCUUUUCCCCCUCUCUUUUGGCACAUUAUUCCAUGGAACGAGAGAGUGAUAAUUGAUCUUCUGGCUAUCGUUUCUAUUCCCCCAUCUAUUCUGUUUUUUUUUUUUUUUUAAUUAUUAUUAUUAUCAAUAUUGUUUACAUCUUUUGCUCGGUCGCUCCUGAGUUUGCUCCGAUUUUAAUUCUUUUUUGAACUUUCUUUUCUUUCAUCUUCUGCUUCUUCUUCUUCUUCUUUUUUUUCUUUCUCUUUUUCCCUUUCUUCUUCUUUUUCCAAAUGCUUUCCGUUGUCGAUGUUUUCUAUUUCUUUUACCUGUAUUGUGUUUUUUUUUAUCUUGUCCUACUUAAUAUAUAUUUUUGAUACUUUUUUUUUUAAUUAUCCCUAUUCGCGCACAAUGAAAACAAAACUGAUUUGUGUUUUUUU
This is a messenger RNA of Anopheles coluzzii, 10833 nucleotides long. RefSeq names its product titin homolog. NCBI's taxonomy places the organism in Eukaryota, Metazoa, Arthropoda, Insecta, Diptera, Culicidae. Gene Ontology annotation, biological process: protein phosphorylation. The record is from RefSeq and is a predicted model, not a curated record. The transcript has 9 exons. Bases 2160 to 8783 code for a protein of 2207 amino acids. Gene Ontology annotation, molecular function: protein serine/threonine kinase activity; ATP binding.